UUUCUGACAAACUCCUCUGUUUAGAGUCACAAACAGCUGUUUCGAGCUUGCUUUUUCUUCUUGUUGUAUAUAUGUUUCAGUACCACUAUUAAUUAUACUUGAGCAAGUUGUCUUAAUCGCUGCACUGCAGAUAUCUGUAGCGAUAAAGCGAUAGACAACCCUGAGGGCAGCUGGACGAGCCCUUCCCUCAUCGGCACUACGCGCAACUAAUCCAAGCUGCACAGCUUCUAAUUUGAUUGAUCUUGACAAUUCCAUCGGUUCAUCCCUUAUGAUUUGGAGAUUCCUAUCAUAUCGUCUACUAGACCAGCCGCAAUUUCCCUGAUCACAACCACUGCUUACACAACCACUGCUUACACAACCACUUUCCUCAUGCGAUAGCUAUUCAGUGCACGUUAUCUGAAUUCGUCCAAAGUAUCGCAUGAAAGUCAAUUCGCUGUCGCCAAUAUGUCGUUCGAGCUGAAGGAAAAGGGCAACCAGCUCUUCAAAGAAGCCGACUAUGUCGGCGCCGAGGAGAUGUUUUCGCAAGCCAUCCAGAAGAACCCGAAAGAACCAACCUUCUUCACGAAUCGCGCAGUCACACGGCUUCGUCUGGAAAAAUGGUCUGGUGCUGAACAAGACGCCCGUAUCGCGAUCCAGCUGAACGGCGGUCCUAAGGCCGCCGCGAGCCUAAAGAGCUCCCUCUACCUCGCCCAGGCAUUACUCGAACUCCAACGUCCCCAGGCCGCAUACGAUGUCGCCAUUGACGGCUACCGAGCUAGCCUCAACACCAAGAACGCGCAGUCAGAAAACCUAUCGAAGAUCGUCCUCCGCGCAAAGCAGCAGAUCUGGGCAGCUAAGGAGACGGCGCGGCUUCGGGAGAUGAAUGAUACGUUGGCGAGUGUCGAGAAACUCAUAGAAGCCGAUCUGGAGAAGGAAUUAAGAGAGCUCAGAGCACAGCUGGACAACGGCGAGAUUGGGGAAAUCGGGUUUAAUGAGGACCAGAAGGCACGCCGAGAAGAAGCGGCGAAGAGGAUUCAGCACGUACGGGAUGCUUUUAAGAGUGCUUCUGGUGGUGAGAUACAGGAACGGGUUGUCCCCGAUUAUCUUGUCGAUAAUAUUACCUUUGAAGUCAUGCACGACCCUGUCAUGACCGUCUCCGGACACAGCUUCGAUCGCAUUGGAAUUAUGAAGUAUCUGGAACAUGCCGCAGCUGACCCGGUGACUCGCGCACCCAUGACAGUCAAGGACUUGCGACCCAACUACUCGCUCAAGGCAGCAUGUGAAGACUUUCUUGACAAAAACGGCUGGGCUGUUGAUUACUGAGGCAAUAUCUCCUAAACUUGACGUGGGAUUGGAGACUAGGAGUUUUGAUUUUCGCAUCCGCAGCAAAAGCAUUUGGUCUGGUGUUUGCUUCUUCCUUCUUAUAUUAUCAUCAUCAACGUCCUGCGUGUUAUGAUUAUUAUUACCUUUUUUAUGUGCAUAUUGUAAAUUAAUUGUCUAUAUUUUGUGAAUUAUAGCCACAUAUUCUCCUUUCAUCUAAUUCUAUGUGACCUUAUCAAGUGGCCUCUUCCAGACUAUUCAGAAUCCCAACCAAUUAUCGGCAGUACCAACCGUUGGGGCUGCAUAAACAAUUCAAUUGUCACCAUCCAUGUGAUCACUGUUCCCCACUAUCGUCUGCCUUCUAUUACGUCGAGG
Molecule: messenger RNA, 1674 nt
Organism: Talaromyces proteolyticus
Lineage: Eukaryota; Fungi; Ascomycota; Eurotiomycetes; Eurotiales; Trichocomaceae
Product: putative U-box domain protein
Exons: 3
Coding region: 445-1302 (285 amino acids)
Biological process (GO): cellular response to misfolded protein; positive regulation of proteolysis; protein polyubiquitination
Cellular component (GO): cytoplasm
Molecular function (GO): ubiquitin protein ligase activity; protein-folding chaperone binding
Source: RefSeq, a predicted model, not a curated record